This is a messenger RNA of Aspergillus chevalieri, 1263 nucleotides long. RefSeq lists its product as uncharacterized. The transcript has 3 exons. NCBI's taxonomy places the organism in Eukaryota, Fungi, Ascomycota, Eurotiomycetes, Eurotiales, Aspergillaceae. The record is from RefSeq and is a predicted model, not a curated record. Bases 1 to 1263 code for a protein of 420 amino acids. Gene Ontology annotation, molecular function: copper ion binding; oxidoreductase activity.
AUGGCCCUUCUUCUCACUUCUCUCCUAGCCGGACUGGUUUCGGCUAUUCCCCACCCAUCAUCGUCUGCAGUCGCAACACCUUCUGCAAGUUUAGCACCGGCAGCACACUGCACGGCCCGUCCAAAUGGCCAAUUGCCCUCCCAGACUCCCGUCGAUUUCCACUUCAGCGGUAAUGUCCGGACAUACUACAUCGCCGCCGAAGAAACCGAAUGGGAUUAUGCUCCCUCGGGCUGGGACAACUGGCUCGGCGUGCCCAUCAAGGCCUCCAUCCGCGCCAAAAUCGCCGACUAUCUGAGCACCCCGCUCAUCACCAAAUGGAAGAAGGCUGUCUACCGCGGCUACACCGAUGCGUCCUUCUCGGAGAAGACCGUCCAGCCGCCGUGGCAGGGUAUCCAGGGUCCGACGAUCCGCGCGGAAGUCGGCGAUAUGGUGGAGAUCUUGUUCCUGAAUAAUCUUGCGACGCACUACGCCUCGAUGCACUCGAUGGGCCUCGCCUACUCGAAGGAAAACGAAGGCUCGAUCUACGAACUCACCAACGAAACCUACACAGGCGACGGCGUCCCACCGGGCGCCUGCGUUCUGUACAAAUGGGUCGUCCCCGAAAGCGCAGCCCCCAAUGACAAUGAACCCGCCACCAUGCACGCAUACCACAGCUACGUUAGCAUGCAGGAGGACAUGAACGCUGGCCUUAUCGGACCGCAGAUGACAUACCAGCGCGGCAAGAUGAACGAGACUAGGAGGCGGUACCGGGAGUUUCCUGUUCUGUUGGAAGGAACUGACGAGUCAGUUUCAUUCUUUGCCGCGGAGAAUGCGAAACGCGCCGGACAGAAUGUUACUGUGGACUAUGAGAAGCACUUUUCGGAGUUGCGGCAGUAUGGAAAUGAGUCGACUUGGAAGCCGCAGAUGACGAAUUUGUUGUCGUCGACGCAGUAUGAUGAUGCGCCGACGUUUUACUCGCUUAAUGGGAUGAUUCUGAACAAUCUGCCUACGUUUGAGAUGUGCCUCAAUGACGAGGUCAUCUGGUAUGUCUAUGGCCAGGGAGAAGACCCCCACAGCUUCCACAUGCACGGCAACGGCUUCGUUUACAACGGCAACAGGAUGAGCGCAAUCAGCGCCAUUCCCGGCACCAUGUCCACAUUGUACAUGAACGCCACUGCCCCCGGAACGUGGCAGGUCAUCUGCCACAGCAAUGAGCACCAGUCCAAGGGUAUGGUGGCUUACUAUUCCAUCAAGGAUAGCGAGUGCCCUCCCUUCACUCUGUAG